CGUAUUUUUCAAAUGAUAUCGUUGAAUUAUGUAUCGUGAAUUGAGAAAUAAUUAAUCAAAAUAAUCAUAUAAUGUCAAGGAGUACUAUAAAUCUUCUAAGCAAAUUUAUUUUACGAACUUGUUUAAGAGGACGUAAAAUAAUUAAUGUAAAACAAAUACAAAAUCGAACUUUCAGUUCGAAUGCUGAACAAUCUGGGAAAAGAAUUUUAGAAUGUUUAAACGAAAGAUCCGUAUUACGUGUUAGUGGAAAUGAAUCUGCUGCAUUCUUACAAGGUUUAAUAACUAAUGAUAUAGGACAUUUACAUGAAGGUUCUGCUAGUAUUUAUUCUUUAUUCUUAAAUAUCAAAGGUAGAGUUUUGUUUGAUACUAUUUUGUAUAAGAGCAAAGAAAACAAUGUUUUUUAUAUAGAAUGCGACAGUGAAGUAACGAAAUCUUUAGAGAAACAUUUAAAGAUGUAUAGAGUAAGAAAAAAGAUAGAUAUAUCGUUGUUAGAUAAUGAUAUGAAAGUUUGGUUUAUGUUUGAUCCAACUGAGAUCACUAUUGAUGGUAAAGAAAAUGUAAACGAUACUUUGGAAGGUUCUAUUUUUCCUUGCGGUACUAAUAAUAAUAAAGGCAGCAAAUUUAUAGACAAUGUUAUAAUAUGCGAAGAUCCUAGAUCAUCGAAUUUUGGUUUAAGAAUUCUGGCUGAAUCUAAUAUCGAAAAAUCAGAAAUUAUCAAAUAUUUGGAUCCUAAUAUCACAGUUUCUAAUGAUAAUUUAAGUUAUAAAGAAUAUAGAUACAAAAUUGGUCUUGGUGAAGGUGUCAGCGAUUUACCACCAGGCAAACCAUUACCUUUGGAAAUUAAUUGUGAUUAUUUACAUGGUGUUAGUUUUUACAAAGGUUGUUAUAUUGGACAGGAACUAACAGCUCGUACUUAUCAUACUGGCGUAGUUAGAAAACGUCUGUUACCUUUGAUAUUUGAUCAGAUUCCAACUAUAUCUUUUGAAUUUGAUGAUAAAAUUAUUGACGAGUCUGGUAAAAUAAUAGGCAGUUAUCGGGGACACAGUAAUAAACACGGUUUAGGAUUAAUGCGUUUAAAUGAAACAUUUAAUGCUAAACAAAUUGAAAUACAAGGAUGUUCAAUAAAAAUAAUUAAACCUGCGUGGUGGCCGCGUGAUUCUAAAAUAGGAGUAUCUACUCAAUAAAGAAAUUAAAUCUAAUUAUUAUUAUUAUUAUAAUUAUAUGAACGUUAAAUAAAAUUAUUGUAGCUUAAAAAUGAAAUGAAAUCAAAUGUAAUUUUAAAUCUUAUCUCCGUUUUUAUUAUUUUUCUUUUUUUUCUUUUUAUAGAUGAC
Polistes canadensis is the source of this 1331-nucleotide messenger RNA. RefSeq names its product putative transferase CAF17 homolog, mitochondrial. The coding region runs from base 72 to 1184 and encodes 370 amino acids. Gene Ontology annotation, cellular component: mitochondrial matrix. Gene Ontology annotation, molecular function: protein binding. NCBI's taxonomy places the organism in Eukaryota, Metazoa, Arthropoda, Insecta, Hymenoptera, Vespidae. The record is from RefSeq and is a predicted model, not a curated record. The transcript has a single exon.